Brachypodium distachyon (stiff brome) is the source of this 985-nucleotide messenger RNA. Its product is annotated as NAD(P)H dehydrogenase (quinone) FQR1. The record is from RefSeq and is a predicted model, not a curated record. Gene Ontology annotation, molecular function: FMN binding; NAD(P)H dehydrogenase (quinone) activity. The coding region runs from base 134 to 745 and encodes 203 amino acids. Lineage: Eukaryota; Viridiplantae; Streptophyta; Magnoliopsida; Poales; Poaceae. The transcript has 4 exons.
GGGGCCUAUAAAUCCUCUCCACUACCCAAAACUGACACCAGAAGACCGGGGCCCCAGGUCACUACACUCGCGGACUCGCCCCCUCUCCAAUUGCUAGAUCUCCAGCCGCCCCAGGAGUUCCGACGCCUCUCCAAUGGCGGUCAAGGUCUAUGUCGUGUACUACUCUAUGUAUGGACAUGUUGCUAAAUUAGCUGAAGAGAUCCAGAAAGGUGUCUCAUCAGUUGAAGGUGUUGAGGCUAAAAUAUGGCAGGUCCCUGAAACUCUCACUGAGGAAGUACUUGGAAAGAUGGGGGCACCUCCGAAGCCUGAUGUGCCAAUCAUCACGCCACAAGAACUCGCAGAAGCAGAUGGGAUCCUCUUUGGCUUUCCUACAAGGUUUGGCAUGAUGGCUGCACAAAUGAAGGCAUUCUUUGAUGCAACCGGUGGCCUCUGGAGGGAGCAGAGCCUUGCAGGCAAACCCGCAGGCAUCUUCUUCAGUACCGGAACUCAGGGUGGCGGCCAGGAGACUACAGCGUUGACGACAGUAACCCAGUUGACUCACCAUGGCAUGGUGUUCGUGCCAGUCGGGUACACCUUUGGUGCCAAGCUGUUCGACAUGGACAAAGUUCAGGGUGGCAGCCCAUAUGGCGCAGGCACAUUCGCCUCUGAUGGUUCAAGGUGGCCAUCUGAGAUGGAACUGGAGCACGCCUUUCACCAGGGCAAGUACUUUGCCGGCAUCGCGAAGAAACUCAAGGGCACAGCUUAACCUUGUUGACGCAUUUGGCCUCUGCCGUCCGCACAUAUCGUAAAAAAUAUAUUAAAAAUACAACUUCACCAUAUCGGCAAUAGCUUGGUCUGUUCUAUUGUGGUGUUUAGAAAUUGGUGUAUGGCUUUGUGGAACUUAUAUGUUGCAGCCUGCGUCAUAUGUAUGCUUAAUUGAUUGUAAUUUGGGAUUGGAUUGUGUUUUGCAUUAUAUAUAUUGAUGAAAAGGUUAUUUUGGCUGUUA